UUUUGAUAGCCAACCAUAAAAUGAGGGCGCUCGUCAACAAUCAGAGCAUCAACUGUAAAAUGAUGUAUAGUAUAAAAUGUUUGGCUGGUUGAUAAAACAUUUCAGUAAUGCUCCUUCCGAUCUGGGGAGAAAGUACCACUCGCAAAAGUAGUAAAAUAUGAAACAAAUUUUCCAAAGUCUGUUUUUGGCAUGCCUGAUGUUCUCUGUAAUUACAUCAACGAAAAUACGAGUUGGUGUGCUCCUGUUCCCCAAAAGGACACAUAUCCUCGGUCAAGCGCGUCUUUACCCGGCACUCGAGGUUGCUCAAGAGACCAUCUCAAGCCGUGUCCAGAGCGGGGACUACGCAAACUUCUCCAUCGAGCUGCAGUUCUCGCCCACGGGCUGCUCCGAGCCGGUUGAAGUUAGCUUGGGAGUGGCCGCUCAUUUCUACUUCGAUGACGAGAUUGCAGCUCUCCUCGGUCCCGCUUGCAGUAGCGAUAUGGAGAGCGUGGGGGACUUAGCAGCUGCACUGAACAUACCAAUUCUCUCGCCGAGUGCAAGCAGCCACGGGUUGGACGACAAGGGGAGGUAUCCGACGCUAACGCAGCUGGUCUUCAAACCCAGCACGAUGGCGGAUUUCCUUGGGAGGCUGUUCCUUCUUUACGGGUGGGACUCGUUUGUAUUGCUUGGGGUUUCGACUGGAUACCACGCCUUACCGACCGCAGCAGUGGAAGACGGUAUGCGUGAGCUUGGGAUUAGAUCGUACGUUAUUUACAUCGAUGAGGUGGAAGAUUUCAAUGCUACUUUAGAGGAAGCAUCUCGAAUAAGCCGGAUUAUAGUUAUCAAUGCCAAGGGUAAUCUCGUUCGCAAGAUCAUGCUGAGCGCCUACAACCUCGGACAAGUAGGUGGGGAUUACGUGUUCUUCAGCUAUCAACCGUUUAAUAACACACUGAACUUUGGGAACGAUGCGUGGCACCAGGGCGACGGAGACGAUGAUAAAUUAAAGACAGCCUACCGAGCCCUGAUGACAAUUCGUCUGUUUGAACCGACUGAUGACUCGAAGUUCAAUGCAUUCAAUAGAGACAUCCUCGACCGCUCGUUAAGAGACUACAAUGUGACUCCUGAAUCUGGGAACGAGGCCAACUUUUUCGCCACCUGUUACCACGACGCCUUGAUUCUGUACUCGCUUGCUAUCAACGAGACAUUACACGAGGGAGGUGACAUUCGUGACGGUCUAACUCUACGACAGAAGAUGUGGAACCGAACUUUCCAAGGUAUUGCGGGAGACAUUGUAAUGACAUCUAGCGGUGAUAGAAUCGCAACGUACUCCCUAUGGGAUAUGACGGACACAGAAAACGGUAAAUUCGAGCCUGUGGUGAAUUUUUAUGGACUGUCAAACGAGCUCAAGUUCUACAAACCAAUUAAGUGGCAUGGAUUCCCGGAUGGUGAAGUUCCCCCAGACACUCCUCGGUGUGGUUUCUACAAUGAAAACCCGAUCUGCAAACCCAAAGAUGAUAAUACCGUACUGCUCAUCGCGUCCAUCCUGACGGUGUGCGCACUGAUUGUUUGUGUCUGUGCUACUUUGGUAGUUUACAGAAAACAUAGGCAGAACGCGGAAUUAUUGACGAUGUCUUGGAAGAUUCGCUACGACGAUUUAAUCUCCAAGGCUGUUUCCAAAUCCAUUGCCUCAUCCAUGCGGUCUUUAUCCAUGUCCAUGACUGGCUCGCUGACUGAUAAAAAUAACCAGCGCCAGAUAUUCACCAAAAUUGCUCAGUACGAGGGUCGAGUGGUCGCUCUUAAGCCAAUAAGAGACGGCAAGCUUGAACUGACAAGGAGUGUCUUGGUAGAGCUCCGAAAUUUGAGACAUCUGGAGCAUCCAAACAUCGUUCGUUUUGUGGGUGCAUGUACAGAUGGACCAGAUGAUGGCAAACAUUUGAUAAUUACAGAGUACUGCACCAAGGGAAGUCUUCAGGAUAUUCUUGAGAACGACGCUCUGAAGUUGGAAUGGGACUUCAAGAGUUCUCUUCUGAUUGAUGUCAUCAAGGGUUUGAGUUUUCUUCACCACCGUCGAGAGCUAGGCGUGCACGGCAGGAUGAGGUCUUCUAACUGCGUGGUGGACAGCCGAUUUGUGGUCAAAUUGACGGACUUUGGUCUCCUAGACUACAGGGAUAUCACAUCCGACAAUGAUAACGAUCAAACAUACUUGAAAAAAAUGUUGUGGAAUGCACCAGAACUUCUUCGUGCUCCAACCAAGAAUAAGCCGACGAGAGAGGGCGACAUUUACUCUGUUGGCAUCAUCAUGCAGGAGGUGGUAAUGAGAGGUCCGCCAUUCGAGAAUGAGUGCAGGGACACUGAUAAUGUCAAAGUUGUUUUAGAGAAGAUUCAGUCUCAUUCAACUCAACCAUUCCGUCCCCACGUCCCAACCGAAGCAUGUAGCCCAGAAAUACACGCUAUUAUGGCAAGAUGUUGGCAUGAAACACCAGAGGAAAGGCCCACAGUGAACGAACUCAUGGCCGACAUGAAGAAGAUUUGCAAGGGUGUCUCGGGAGGUAUCAUGGACAACCUGCUAUCUCGUAUGGAGUUCUACGCCAGUAACUUGGAAGGUCUUGUAGAGGAGAGAACCUCCGCCUUCUUGGAAGAGAAGAAAAGAGCAGAGACGCUCCUCUAUGAAGUCUUGCCGAAGUCAGUAGCCGAUAAGCUUAAAAUGGGAUCCACGGUGCAACCAGAGUCUUAUGACAAUGUGACAAUUUUCUUCAGUGACAUCGUGGGAUUCACUGAGCUUUCAUCGGGCAGCACCCCUAUGCAGGUUGUGACACUGUUGAAUGACUUGUAUACAUGCUUUGACGGAAUUAUCGGUAACUUUGAUGUGUACAAGGUUGAGACGAUUGGAGACGCCUAUAUGGUGGUAUCGGGCCUGCCAAUCCGCAACGGCUCUGCCCAUGCGCGCGAAAUCGCCAACAUGGCGCUUUCAUUGCUUGGGGCAGUGGGAACCUUUAAAGUGAGGCACAGACCAGAGUGGAAGUUGCAACUUCGAGCCGGGGUACACUCAGGUCCAUGCGUGUCUGGAGUGGUUGGUCUUAAGAUGCCCAGAUACUGUCUGUUUGGUGAUACAGUCAACACAGCGUCCAGGAUGGAAUCAAAUGGAGAAGCCCUCAAGAUUCACAUCAGUAGCUCAACCGAACAUGUCCUUCAUGAUUUGGGAAACUUCAUCAUUCGAGAGCGGGGAGAAAUAGAAAUGAAGGGUAAAGGCAAGCAGAGAACGUUCUGGUUGAUCGGCCACAGGGAAUUAAAGGAUUUCCGUCAACCUUAACCACACGUGCAGUCAAGUCACGUAAUGCUUAUAUUUUUA
Molecule: messenger RNA, 3328 nt
Organism: Asterias rubens (European starfish)
Lineage: Eukaryota; Metazoa; Echinodermata; Asteroidea; Forcipulatida; Asteriidae
Product: atrial natriuretic peptide receptor 1-like
Exons: 22
Coding region: 158-3289 (1043 amino acids)
Biological process (GO): intracellular signal transduction; protein phosphorylation; cGMP biosynthetic process
Cellular component (GO): membrane
Molecular function (GO): peptide hormone binding; protein kinase activity; ATP binding
Source: RefSeq, a predicted model, not a curated record